This is a messenger RNA of Colletotrichum higginsianum IMI 349063, 876 nucleotides long. RefSeq lists its product as uncharacterized. The transcript is spliced from 2 exons. NCBI's taxonomy places the organism in Eukaryota, Fungi, Ascomycota, Sordariomycetes, Glomerellales, Glomerellaceae. The coding region runs from base 1 to 876 and encodes 291 amino acids. The record is from RefSeq and is a predicted model, not a curated record.
AUGGAUUCCGAGAAGACCAAGACCGGUCGCUUCAAUGGCAUCUUCAAGCCGACUGCCGUCCCUUUGUGGAUGCCUCUGUACAACCCAUCCCCUCUUCUCUUCAAGGAUUCUUUCAAGCUCACGACCCUCUUCGUCAUCGGCGCCCUUUUCCAGUGCGGCCUCUUCGUUAUACUGCCUUCCAAGUAUGCCGUCGUCCCUGCCUCCGCCCUCGCCCUCAGCUCCAUCGUCUCGACCGUCCUCGAGACGCGCGCCAGCAAGCUGAACCAGUAUGCCGAGGGUGUUGUGCCGGGCCGAACCACCGCCCAGAUCCCCGACCCUGCCACCGGAAUCAUCCCGGGCGUCGCCGCCUCCAAGUCGCUCAUCGUCUUCCACCUCGGCGUCCGCUUCAACCACCCCCUUGGUCUUCUCUCGCCCGGCGGCCGCGAGAUUGGCGCCUACUUCCAGCAGAUGAACGACGACCUCCAGAAGCGCGCCACCGAGUACGGCCUCUACCACAUGUCCAACUGGCUCGGCGCCGACAGCGCUCGCAACAACACCGUGCUCAACAUCUACUACUUCCGCGACACCGCCGGCCUCCACAGGUUCGCCCACGACGCCAUCCACCGCAAGGGCUGGGACUGGUACAACGGCUUCAACCAGAAGCAGAAGCACAUCGGCAUCUUCCACGAGACCUUCGUCACCGCCCCGCAGCACUACGAGACCAUCUACGGCAACAUGAAGCCCACCUUGCUCGGCGCCGCCAGCCUCGAGUGCAACAGCGAGGAGACGGGCGACAAGGUCUGGGUCAACACUCUCGUCAGCGCCGACGCCGGACCCCUCCGCGGCAUGACGCGCCGCAUGGGCAACAAGGACGCGCCUCUCGACGCGUAUGCCUGA